AGCUCUCUCUCUCUCCCUUUCUCUCUCUAGAAAAAACACGCACCAGAAUGUGCAAACAGCAGACAACCCCGUCAUCGCCACAACCAACACCACCCAGUAAGAUGAAAUGCAAUAACAUUUCAUCAGCAGAUUCCGACAUGUUCACUUCUUUGAUUCCAGCAAUUGAUCAUCACAAACCCACCACCCAUCUCUCUCUUCUGCUUCAAGAAUCAAUCUCCAUAUCCAAAAUAGCUUUCCCCAUGAUCCUAACCGGUCUGCUCCUCUACUCCCGCUCCAUGAUCUCCAUGCUCUUCCUCGGCCGGCUAGGCGACCUCGCCUUAGCCGGCGGCUCACUCGCCAUCGGCUUCGCCAACAUCACCGGCUACUCCAUCCUCUCCGGCUUAGCCAUCGGAAUGGAACCCAUUUGCGGCCAAGCCUUCGGCGCUCAAAAAUUCUCCCUCCUCGGACUCUCUCUGCAGAGAACAAUCCUCCUACUCCUCUUCACUUCACUCCCAAUCUCCCUUCUUUGGCUCAACAUGAAACAAAUCCUUCUUCUCUGCGGCCAAGACCCCGCCAUUGCUACACAGGCUCAAGCUUAUCUCUUCUACUCCCUCCCCGAUUUAUUCGCUCAGUCUUUAUUACACCCACUCCGAAUUUACCUCAGAACCCAAUCCAUAACCCUCCCACUCACUUUCUGCGCGGCUGCAUCGAUUCUCUUACACGUGCCGAUCAACUAUUUUCUUGUCUCGAAGCUCGGAAUGGGGAUUAAGGGCGUUGCGCUGAGUGGGGUUUGGACAAACUUCAACCUCGUAGCUUCGUUGAUCCUGUAUAUAAUUAUCUCCGGCGUGUACAAGAAGACGUGGGGUGGUUUAUCAAUGGAGUGUCUGAAAGGAUGGAAGUCUCUUCUUGAUUUAGCCAUUCCGAGCUGCAUUUCUGUUUGCCUGGAAUGGUGGUGGUACGAGAUUAUGAUUCUGCUUUGUGGGCUUCUGUUAAACCCCAGAGCAACCGUUGCUUCAAUGGGGAUUCUGAUUCAGACAACCUCGUUGAUCUACAUAUUCCCGUCUUCUUUAAGCUUCAGUGUUUCUACCAGAGUUGGGAAUGAAAUGCGGGCGCGCCGUCCGAGAAAGGCGAAGCUUGCCGCCGUGGUGGGGCUCUCCGGCAGCUUUAUCCUGGGUUUCUCCGCCCUGUUUUUUGCGGUGUCGGUGAGGAAGAUCUGGGCGACGAUGUUCACACACGAUAAGGAGAUAAUAGCGCUGACGUCACUUGUUCUGCCCAUAAUCGGGCUGUGUGAGCUCGGAAACUGCCCGCAGACGACGGGGUGUGGGGUUCUGAGAGGGACGGCGCGGCCGAAGGUGGGGGCGAAUAUCAACUUGGGGUGCUUUUAUAUGGUGGGUAUGCCGGUGGCGGUGGUGCUGGGUUUCUACUGUGGGAUGGAUUUCGAGGGGCUGUGGAUCGGGCUUCUGGCGGCGCAGGCCUCGUGUAUGGUUACGAUGAUGGUGGUUUUGCUACGGACGGAUUGGGAUUACGAGGCCGGAAGAGCGGAGGAGCUCACCGGCGGCGGCGGCGGCGGCGGAUACGAAAUUAUUCAAGAAAACCAAUCACAAGUUGACGAGAAAGUUAUUCAACCACAAACAAAGGAAGAUUGUCUCUGUUAGUUCUUUUUUUAAUUCAACAAAAAAAAAAAAAUUGUAGGUAGUAGAUAGUUUAGAACUAUAUAGUAAUAUAAAUUAAAAUCGUGACUGAUUUUUUUUUUUUUUUAAUUGUUGAAAUGUAAAGAGGUUGGAGGGAAACUGGGAAGAUUGGGAAAAUUAAAAAAUUUAAUUUAGUCAUGAUAUUUUUAUUAUUAUUUUUUUAUUUUUUGAAUUUGUGAUGGCAAAGGUGUAAUUUUUGCUUGCUUCCUUGUGGGAUUCACUUUAGGAAGUAGUAGCAUACAUUUUUGACCAUGUAUUAGUAGGUCAGAGCAGUCAUUUUGUACCAUAAAUCAAAGAAUGUCUUAUGGCAUUUUUGUAAUAUAAUUUAAAUGAUGCAUUCAAUAUUUAAGCAUCCUUA
This is a messenger RNA of Erythranthe guttata (spotted monkey flower), 2028 nucleotides long. RefSeq names its product MATE efflux family protein. NCBI's taxonomy places the organism in Eukaryota, Viridiplantae, Streptophyta, Magnoliopsida, Lamiales, Phrymaceae. Gene Ontology annotation, molecular function: xenobiotic transmembrane transporter activity; antiporter activity. Gene Ontology annotation, biological process: xenobiotic detoxification by transmembrane export across the plasma membrane. Gene Ontology annotation, cellular component: membrane. The record is from RefSeq and is a predicted model, not a curated record.